AGGGCAUGCCAGGCACAGGUAAGACCGCCACGGUGGUAGCUCUGGUGCAAUUGGCCGUAAGACUUGGACUCUCUGUGUUGAUUACCAGUCACACGCACUCUGCAGUGGACAAUGUGCUGCUGAAACUGAGAGGGCUGGUGGACUUCCUACGACUAGGCGCAGUACACAAGCUACACCCCGAGCUGACCGACUAUGGGGAGACACGCCAAGUAUUCUCAUCUCCUCAGGAGAUGCAGGCUUACUAUGACUCCAAG
Messenger RNA from Homalodisca vitripennis (glassy-winged sharpshooter), 254 nucleotides. RefSeq names its product DNA replication ATP-dependent helicase/nuclease DNA2-like. The record is from RefSeq and is a predicted model, not a curated record. NCBI's taxonomy places the organism in Eukaryota, Metazoa, Arthropoda, Insecta, Hemiptera, Cicadellidae. Gene Ontology annotation, molecular function: helicase activity. The transcript has 2 exons. The annotation marks the transcript as partial.